AUGGCUACGGCGGCGUUAGAGAAGCUUCUGCAAGUAGGCACUAAGAUCGUCGGAGUUGGCAGAAACUAUGCCGCUCACGCCAAGGAACUCGGCAACGCCGUCCCCAAGGAUCCUGUGCUUUUUCUCAAACCGACGUCGUCUUAUUUGGAAAACGGAGGCACAAUCGAGGUCCCUCACCCUCUGUUGUCGUUGGACCAUGAGGUGGAGCUGGCCGUCGUCAUCUCUAAGAAAGCUCGCGAUGUUCCGCAGGCCACUGCCAUGGACUACGUUGCCGGUUAUGCACUUGCUCUUGAUAUGACUGCCAGAGAAAUUCAAGCUUCUGCUAAGUCUGCAGGUCUUCCAUGGACCAUAGCUAAAGGGCAGGACACCUUCACACCAAUCAGUUCCUUGCAUGCUAAGCUAUUUGACUCUCCAAACUUCAAGCAGCUACCCAAGGAAAUGGUGCCAGACCCAGACAAUAUAGAGUUGUGGCUGAAGGUAGAUGGAGAAUUGAGGCAGAAGGGCUCAACCAAGGAUAUGAUAUUUAAGCUCCCAUUUCUCAUCAGCCACAUAAGCUCUAUUAUGACACUUCUUGAAGGAGAUGUAAUACUAACAGGCACUCCCAAAGGUGUUGGCCCAGUUAAAGUAGGUCAAAAGAUAACUGCUGGCAUAACGAACCUCCUGGACGUUGAAUUCAAUGUUGAAAAAAGGCAGAAGAAAGGAAGCUCUUGA
Messenger RNA from Prunus armeniaca (apricot), 711 nucleotides. Lineage: Eukaryota; Viridiplantae; Streptophyta; Magnoliopsida; Rosales; Rosaceae. The record is from the annotation of a GenBank genome assembly.